GUCUUUGCCGCGUCGUCCUGCGCCUUUAAGGGCCGCCGGCAGCUCUCUCGUCAUGCGCAAGAGCCGCCUAACCGGGAAGCGCUUGUGCGGCCGCCCAGAGGAGGAGGAAAAGCCACAUCCACCACGAACCGGCUCGUUGUGUGGGAAGCGGGUUUGAGGGGGGCAGUGAGAGGAAGCGGCGCGGAAAGGCCCGAAGCGCGGCGAGAGGCGGUUGCUUAGCGCCGAGGGACCCUUCUCCUCCCGCUGCCAUGGCGACGGCCGCCGACCAGGACUACUACUUGGCGCUGUGCGCGCGGCCCGUGCACUUCGAGAAGGCGAGUCCCGUGAACUGCGUCUUCUUCGACGAGGCCAAUAAGCAGGUUUUUGCUGUUCGAUCUGGUGGAGCUACUGGGGUCGUAGUUAAAGGCUUGGAAGACCGCAAUCCCAUCUCAUUCAGAAUGGAAGACAAAGGGGAAGUGAAGUGCAUCAAAUUUUCUUUGGGCAACAAGAUAUUGGCUGUCCAGAGAACAUCAAAGAAUGUGGACUUUCUGAACUUCAUUCCAGACAUCCCACAAAUAGAAUAUACUCAAGAAUGCAAGACCAAGAAUGCCAACAUUUUAGGAUUCUGCUGGACAGGCUCUGCAGAAAUAGUCUUCAUAACAGAUCAGGGAAUUGAAUUUUAUCAGGUGUUACCAGAGAAGCGAACUUUAAAACUUUUGAAGAGUCAGAAUAUCAAUGUAAACUGGUACAUGUACUGUCCUGAGAGUUCCGUAAUUCUUCUGUCUACCACAGUUCUUGGAAAUGUUCUACAGCCGUUCUAUUUUAAGGGUGGAACUAUGUCAAAGCUGUCCAAGUUUGAAAUUGAAUUACCUGCAGCUCCAAAGGCUUCCAAACUGAGCCUUUCUGAAAGAGAUAUUGCUAUGGCUACAAUAUAUGGGCAACUUUAUGUUCUGUACUUGAGACAUCACUCAAGGACAUCCAACAGCACAGGAGCUGAAGUAGUUCUUUAUCACUUACCAAGAGAAGGCUCCUGCAAGAAGUUGCAUAUAUUGAAGUUAUACAGGACUGGCAAGUUUGCACUAAAUGUUGUGGACAACUUGGUGGUAGUUCAUCAUCAGGAUACUGAGACCUCUAUUAUAUUUGAUAUCAGACUCAAAGGAGAAUCUGAUGGCACAGUUAUCCUUCACCAGCUUGUACUUCCAGCACGAUCUAUACAACCCUAUCAGAUUCCUGUGGCAGGUCCAGCUUCUGUAACCAGUCAGUUGCCAGUUCCCUGUAAACUCUAUUCUUCAUCCUGGAUUGUCUUUCAGCCUGAUAUUAUCAUCAGUGCAAGCGAAGGUUACCUCUGGAAUCUGCAAGUGAAACUGGAGCCUAUAGUAAAUCUCUUACCAGACAAAGGAAAACUAAUGGAUUUUCUUCUUCAGAGAAAAGAUUGCAAGAUGGUUAUUCUUUCUGUGUGUUCUCAGAUGUUAAGUGAACCAGACGGAGGAUCAUUGAGCGUGGUUGCUACAGUUUUUGACAAACUCAAUCAUGAAUAUAAGAAAUACUUGGAAGCAGAGCAGACUUACAACAUGGCACUAGAAACUGGACAGAGCAGAAGCAAUCCACCUCCCAAACGGCCAGUUCGUACCCAGGCAGUUAUUGAUCAGUCAGACAUGUAUACGCAUGUUUUGUCUGUCUUUACUGAAAAAAAGGAAGCACCUCACAAGUUCACUAUAGCUGUCUUAAUGGAGUAUAUUCGCUCACUCAACCAAUUCCAGAUAGCUGUUCAGCAUUAUCUAUAUGAACUGGUUAUCAAAACCCUUGUUCAGCACAAUCUAUUCUAUAUGCUUCACCAGUUCUUGCAGUAUCAUGUUCUCAGUGAUUCAAAACCUCUGGCCUGCUUGUUACUGUCGUUGGAGAGUAUUUACCCUCCAGCACAUCAGCUCUCCCUGGAUAUGUUAAAGAGACUUUCUACUGCAAAUGAUGAAAUAGUGGAAGUUUUGUUGUCCAAACAUCAGGUACUGGCUGCCUUGAGAUUCAUCAGAGGCAUUGGAGGCCAUGAUAGUAUUUCUGCUCGAAAGUUUCUUGAUGCAGCAAAGCAGACGGAAGAUGAGAUGCUAUUCUAUACCAUAUUCAGGUUCUUUGAGCAGAGAAAUCAGCGAUUGCGUGGAAACCCUAGCUUCACUCCAGGAGAACACUGUGAAGAGCAUGUUGUGUUUUUUAAACAGGUUUUUGGAGACCAAGCACUAAUGAAGCCUACUGCUUUCUGAAGUAGAAAAGCUAUACAAAAUGUAUAAACUUAAUUUAUUGCAUUUUAUGUACUGAUACUUUUGACCUACAAAAAUUCCUAUUUUAUAAUAAAGUAUAUAUACACAGAGA
Molecule: messenger RNA, 2340 nt
Organism: Lacerta agilis (Sand lizard)
Lineage: Eukaryota; Metazoa; Chordata; Lepidosauria; Squamata; Lacertidae
Gene: RMC1
Product: regulator of MON1-CCZ1
Exons: 20
Coding region: 249-2231 (660 amino acids)
Biological process (GO): regulation of autophagy
Cellular component (GO): lysosomal membrane; Mon1-Ccz1 complex; late endosome membrane
Molecular function (GO): protein binding
Source: RefSeq, a predicted model, not a curated record